Cydia splendana is the source of this 1544-nucleotide messenger RNA. It is a transcript of the gene CYP367A1, whose product is annotated as cytochrome P450 4g15-like. The coding region runs from base 16 to 1542 and encodes 508 amino acids. Lineage: Eukaryota; Metazoa; Arthropoda; Insecta; Lepidoptera; Tortricidae. Gene Ontology annotation, molecular function: heme binding; oxidoreductase activity, acting on paired donors, with incorporation or reduction of molecular oxygen; monooxygenase activity. The record is from RefSeq and is a predicted model, not a curated record. The transcript is spliced from 11 exons.
CGUCCAGUGACUGAAAUGUUCAAUUCCAUUCAUACAAUGAUGGUGUGGUGCGGUACAGCCGCGCUGGGCGCGGUGCUGGCGACGCUGCUGCUGUGGCUGCGGUGGCGCGCUCGCAACCUGCGGCGGCUGGAGCUGGCGGCGCGCGUGCCCGGCCCGCCGGCGCUGCCGCUGCUGGGCAAUGCCUUGCUCUUCAUGGCUAAGCCUAAUGAACAAUUAAAAUUGGUUGCGGAUAUUAUAGCCAAAUACGGCGAGUACGUGAGAUUCUGGUUGGGGCCAGAGCUGAACAUAGUUGUCUCUAACCCGGAAGAUAUAAAGCUGAUUCUAACGAGUAACAAAGUCACCAAAAAAGGGCCUGUUUACAACUUCAUGAAACCCAUGAUAGGCACUGGAAUACUAACUGGAGGUGAACAUUGGCGUCAUUGUCGGAAGACAGUGACACCAUCGUACAACAAGAAGGCAGUGGCUGCGUUCGGACGCGUGUUCAACGCGGAGGCGGCGGCGCUGGCGCGGCGGCUCUGCGCACGCGACGCUAACACCUUCGACGUCUUUCACGACGUUGUUGACGCCACUACGCAGUGUGUUUGUCAAACACUAAUGGGUCUCACAAAAGAUGACACACUGAAUUUGGCAAAUCUUGAUUACGUGGUUUCAAACACUCGCAGACUGUACAGUUUAUAUUUUGCCAAAAUGACUAAGUGGUGGCUUCAAGUACCGCUUAUUUAUUGGAUCACAGGUGCUCAGAAGCUUGAAGAUACAAUGAUGAAGGAGUUUCAUAUUUUGACGAAAGAUAUAGUGGAUAAAAGAAAAAAUGCUUUGGCGCGAAACGAAAGUACAGAGGAGGAGGUUCGAGGCAUCGUUGACAGACUCAUCUUAAGUGGAUACCUCACAGAGCAGGAAAUAAGGAAUCAGACUUUAGCUCUGUUUACUACUAGUCAAGAAGCCGGGGCAAAGAUAGCAUCUGCUGUUCUUUUGUACUUAGCGCAUUUACCGGAGUGGCAGGAUAAAGUGUACAGCGAGAUCCAAGAGCGCCUGGGCCCGGACGAUGAAUUCAUAACGGACGAGCAUAUCAAGUCACUCCACUACCUGGAUAUGGUUUACAAGGAAGUUCUUCGCUGCAUGUCCAUUGCGGCCAUGAUCCAGAGGACAGUCGAAGAAGAAAUCACUAUAAAUUCUGGAAAAAUCACUCUGCCGGUUGGGACCUCUCUGGCGAUUCCUAUUCACAUUCUCCAUCGGAAUCCGAAAUACUGGCCGGACCCUGACAAAGUUGACCCGGGUAGGUUCCUGCCCGAGAACGCGCAGCUGCGGGACCCUAUAGCCUUCGUGCCUUACAGCCUGGGCCCAAUGGACUGUCUAGGUCGCGUGUACGCCAUACAAAUGGUGAAAACGCUGGUGGUGCGCACGCUGCGGCACGUGCGGCUCGAGGCCGACGGACGCCUCGAGGACCUGGCGCUCGACGUCGCCAUCUCCGUGUCCUUCUCCGACGGGUACCGACUCAGGGUCUAUCCGAGGCCGAAGAACAACAGAGACCGAAAUUUUUCAUAAAU